Molecule: messenger RNA, 335 nt
Organism: Meloidogyne enterolobii
Lineage: Eukaryota; Metazoa; Nematoda; Chromadorea; Rhabditida; Meloidogynidae
Source: the annotation of a GenBank genome assembly
UUCAACAGUAUCACUAUGAUUGUGGAAAAUGCCCCUCUGAUAUUCUCGAUUUGUCACCAUACAUCACAACUAAAGAUAACUCCUUCCUAAAUAAAUUUAAAAAUCUUGAUAUGUCCAAAAUGCAAUGUGCAGAAUGUAGCAACAGUCCGGCUUGUAACGCUGAUACAUAUUUUGAGAAACAAAUGUUUUGUUGGGUGAAGGAUGUUAAAAAGUGGACACCAAACAAAGGGAGGAGGGUUUGUGGAGAAUCGUGUUUUAUUGGAGUUGAUCAGAUUGAAAUGAGUAAAUUUUUAUACUUAUAUUUGAAUGAAAAGGCACAAAUAGUCAGGCCUUAA